Messenger RNA from Pantherophis guttatus, 8894 nucleotides. Lineage: Eukaryota; Metazoa; Chordata; Lepidosauria; Squamata; Colubridae. The record is from RefSeq and is a predicted model, not a curated record.
AUAAAUGAGGGUUUUGUAGCUCUAGCUGAAAGCGUCCCUAUUUUGCGGUCAUGCUGGCUUAAUUUUAGGGAUUGUGUCUUAUUUAUUUAUAUCCUGCCUUUAUUACCUUUUUUUGAAUAAACUCAGGGUAACAAACACGGUACAGGUAGUCCUUGAUUUACAACAGUUCAUUUAGGGACCAUUCAAAGUUACAACGGAUAUUGAAAAAAGUGACAUUUGACUUUUUCAUAGUUAACAACCAACAAAAAUCUUAUCCACAUUUUUGUCCAUGUUUGAUUGGUCCUUAUAAAGUAUUGCUUGUGGCUUCCUUUGCAACUGGUGUAAUUUCUAUUUAUUUGAUUUGCACUAAAAAGUUGGGAAGCUCUGAAAAUACACAUCAACAGAAUAAUUAAACACACCAAUUAAAACAAGCCAUGUCAAUAAAAACUAUCCACAACAAGGGGUUGAAUAAGUCAAGAUAGCAGAGACAAUUAUGCAACUAUAGGUAGUCCUCAGCUUGCAGUCAGUCGCUUAGUGACCAAAACCAUGACAGACCUCCCAAAAGGUUUUUUUCCUAGUAGUUUCCUGAAAGUUCAGGAUCUUUUUUUCAGAUCAAGUGUUGAUCCAUUGGUUGCAACAGGAAUUGACCGACCCGCCUGUUUGGGAGGAAAGCCUGAAUCUGAACCAAGGAGAGUCUUCUGAAAGAAAGAUUUGCAGAUCCACAACAUACAGGAAACCUUCGUCGGUUGCAAUCAGGCAUUGAGCUGACCCUCUAUGAGUCUGUGCCUGCUAGGGUCCUGCCUCCGGAGCCCGUGCGGGGAUGUCUCGGAGACCCCGCGCUGACUGCUGCUCAAACAUCACGAAACAAUCCCAUCCAGGGAUGUCAAAGCAGUCUUUUUUUCAGGUUAAUAAAAGUAUAAAUGAAGAUGACUUGCCCCAAACCUUGGAACUAUCAGAGCUUAAAUUGUAGAAAUGUAUGUAGAAGCUUUUGUGGAUAGAAGCUUGCUACAGUAUUUUGAACUAGCGUCUUAACACAGUACAGUUGACAUGGAUGAUGAAGAUGGACGAUGCUUGCUAGAUGUAAUUUGUGAUCCUCAGGCCUUGAAUGAUUUUUUACAUGGAUCUGAAAAGAUUGACAGUGAUGAUCUCUUGGACAACACGGGAGAUGCAGCCAGUGCCUUCUUUGAGGGUGCUGGGCUGCAUGUGCAAGAAACCUCUGGCAAUCAUUUGAACGCUGAGCAAAGCCAACCCACAACAAGUGUUGAUUUAGACUUCUUGGAAGAUGACAUUCUGGGCUCGCCUUCAGGAGGUGGAGCCAAUCUACAGAAUUCAGAUCAACCAUGUGAUAUCCUCCAACAGAGUUUGCAGGAGGCAAACAUCACCGAGCAGACUCUGGAAGCAGAGGCAGAACUCGAUCUGGGUUCUUUUCAGCUCCCUACGCUCCAACCAGUGGUGCACACUGCCUCGGAUGGUACCCCGCAAAUUUUUUCCGGUGGGGCUGACCUCAUUGGACUACAGCAACCUGCUGUCUUAACUCAUCAAGCACUGGUGCAGCAGUCCGUUGGGGCUGACGUGGUCAACAAAGCCAUCAGCGUGCAGCCUUUUCUUCAACAAGUUGGCUUAGGAAAUGUCACCAUCCAACCAAUUUCCAAUCUUCAAGGGUUGCCCAAUGGGAGCCCGAGUGGGGCACUGGGCAUUGGGCAGAUUCAAGUUGUUGGCCAGCAAGUCAUGGCAAUUAACCAGCCUGCUCAACAGAUCAUUGCUAAGCAAGUUCAGCCUUCCCAAGUGGCCACUAUGCCCGUAGGAAGUUACAUCACUCAGACGGCACCAGAACAACAGCAGGUCACCCUGGCCUCCGCUGGCGUCUCCCCCCAGAAUGCCGGCCUUGUCAUCCAGAAGAACCUCCCAGCAGUGGCCACUACCACUCUGAACGGAAGCUCGAUGUUUGGAAGCGUAUCGGCCGCUCAGGGUUCCCAACCGCUCACGGUCACAUCAAACUUGAGCAGCCCGCUUGUUCAAGCCCAAAAUGUCAUCAUUCACCGGACACCCACGCCGAUUCAACCCAAACCUGCAGGUGUCCUUCAGCAGAAGCUGUACCAGAUUACCCCCAAACCCUUCGGCCCCAACAACACCACGCUGACCCUCCAAAACGAGGCUGCUCUCCAGCAACAGAAAGCUCAGCAGAACUUAACUUUCAUGGCAGGCAAAGCGGGACAGAAUGUGGUGCUUUCUGGCUUCCCACCAGGGCUGCCUGCCAACAUGUUCAAGCAGCCACCGCCACAGCAACAAACUCUGAACAAGCCAAUGAGUGUUCAUCUGCUUAAUCAAGGCAGCAGCAUCGUUAUCCCUGCACAGCAUGUCCCCCAGGCUAUGCUACAGGGUCAAAAUCAGUUCCUCCUCCCAGGCCAGCUCACCGGAACAUCGACAGUUCAGAUCCCUCAGCAGCUCUCGGCAUUACAGGCUAACAUGGGCGGUCAGAUUCUAACGACCUCACAUCCUAGUGGGCAAACUCACAUCAUCACCAGCCAAGGCCCAGGUGGGCAGCUAAUAACAAACCAAGCACUGCCUGCCCAAAUUCUCACCAAUCAGAACCUGGCAAGCCAGCUCAAUUUGGGACAAGUGCUCACCUCACAGAAUGCCCAUGGAACAGCUCACAUUCUUUCUGCACCCAUUCAGUUGCAACCAGGGCAGGUGGGCCAACCCACUCUCUUCCAGAUGCCUGUAUCUCUGGCUGGUAGCCUGACAACUCAAAGCCAGCCCACUGCUGCGGCCUCACUGACCGGUGGUGCCAUCAAUCAGAGCGGUCAGACUGUUAUCCAAGGAGUCACUCUGCCUAACCAAGUGGCUAUGUUAAAUGCUGCGGAGAGCCUCAACCAAACCGUGACCAUACAAGCACCGCCUAAUGCCACCAGCCAGAGCCCUGGUCUUAUUCAGCCACAGUCAGCCUCCAGCACCAACCUGCUACCGAGUGACCAAGCCAAUAUGCUAACUGUCCAGUCCGCCUCUCAGCCCUCUGCUCCUUCUCAGCUUCAGUUGAACGUUCAGCAGCAAACACCACCACCUCAGCAGCAAGCACAAAUACCCGUGACUUCCCAGUCCAGCCCUAAUUUGGUGGCAUCAAGUCCCGAAAAGAUUAUUUUGGGCCAGACAGCUGCUGGAACUGUAAUCUCCCAGGAUUCCAUGCAGAUGUUUCUACAGCAGAAGGAUCAGAGCCAGCAGCAGCAGCAGCAGCAGCAGCAACAGCAAUUUUAUUCGUCAGCUCUGAAAAUGCAGCAGGAGAGCAGUAUGAAUGACUCUGCCGUACCUCCCCAUCUGCCAAUGUCUCUGCCCAUCUACAGCCUAGCCACCACUGCACUCAGCACCACAAGCAGUGUCCCAGCCUCGGUGAUAGUCAGCAGCAGUGUAGGCACAGCCCUGCAGCCGCCUGCCAGCCGAGAACUGAACCAGAGCCACAACCUGCCACCGGUGGAUUCCAAAGUACCACAGUUCUCGACUGGCCCUUCCCAGCAGGCACUGGCUUGCCAGUUGCCUUCAGGGCAGCAGAAACUUCCUGGAGCCUCUCCAUCCCACUCACUACCUCAUCCUUCAAUGGGGGAAAACCCCCAGCUCCAGCCCACACACCUUUCCCAGAUCCAAUCUCCACACCAGUCCCGUCCUCCGUCCCAGCCUCAGCCCCUUUCCCGGCCACCUUCCCGGCCUCACUCAAGACCCCCUUCCCAGCCCCAGACUUUAUCCAGGCCGCCUUCUGAACCCCUGUCGCGGUCUUGCACCCCUCAAACUCAGAUGCAGAACUUAUACGUGAUCCAGAAUCAGAUUGCUUCCUCUCCUCAUGGUUCCAACCAGCAUCCCCUACGACCUCCCUCGCAGCCUCAGGUUUCACCGUUUCAAGCCCCACAAGCCCAGCCAGAGGGACAGCCUCAGCUAGCAACCCCUCCACAUCUGUCAUUACAGGUUCAGCUUGCUCCUCAACUCCAGCCCCAGUCUGAGGCUCAGGCACGGUUGCAGCCCCAGAUCCAGGCCUCUUCUGAAGUGCAGCAUACUCAUUCCCCCCAUUUCCAGUUGCAGUUCCCUGCCCAAGGCCCUAUUAAACCGCCCACCCCAACCCAGACCCUUCACCUGACAGCCGAACAACAGAGGAGCUUUCAGAUGGUGUCAAAUCAGUUCCAGGCUCUCUCCACAAUUCCAGUUCCUGUUCCUCAGCAGAAACAGUUAAUGGAUCGGUUUCAGCAGGUACCCCAGGGAAUUAUCCUGCAAACAAAACAGUCAACGUCCACUAGCCAGGCACCACCCGCCCUGAGCCAAUUUAGCAACCAGUCCUCUUCAGUGUUGGUUAGCAGCCAAGGACAGCAGCUCACAAUGACAACAAUUCCAGCUCAGGCACCAGCAGUCCAUGGCCAUACGCCUGUUCCCACAACCAUUCAGUCUUCCAGUACAGGUUCCGGCAAAGCAGCUCCUGUACUUGAAAAGGGGCAAGUACCGAGAGGAACAACAAGCGGAGGAGGAGGACAACAACCUGCACAGUGUACAGCGGUUCUUCAGCAGCAAACUCCCGUGUUGGUCAAAUCAGCAUCAGUAUCAAUUGCUGCUACGGUUCCUACCGAGAAUAAAACAUUUUCCAGCAGCUCCACCAUUAUUUCUGGAGGGAAAGCAACUUCGGGGCAAGGAAAAGCCACAAUUCCUCAUGCUGUACAACAGUCAGUUCAGGCCAAGCCUGGAGUCAUUAGCUCCGCAUCAGGCCUGAAUCUUGGGAAAGGGCAGCUGCCACUCCAGGUAGUUGGAAAAGGCUUGUCACAAGUCAUGUCUUCAGCACCAGCUCAAAUCCAGCAGCAGUAUGACAACAAGCUGGGAAGCCUGAAGAAAGCGCCCCCGAUGCUACAACCGAGCAAGGAAGCUUGCUUCUUGGAACAGCUACAUAAACACCAAGGAGCAGUUUUGCAUCCUGAUUACAAAACUUCAUUUCGGUCAUUUGAAGAUGCUUUUCAGAGGCUCCUACCUUACCAUGUCUAUCAGGGAACGCUGCCUUCUCCCCAUGAUUAUCGGAAAGAUGAAGAAUUUGAAAUGGUGUCCACGCAGCUGUUGAAACGUACACAAGCCAUGCUGAACAAAUAUCGGUUACUCCUCUUGGAAGAGUCCCGGAGAGUCAGUCCUUCGGCAGAGAUGGUGAUGAUUGACAGGAUGUUCAUACAGGAAGAAAAAACUACCUUAGCUCUUGAUAAACAGCUAGCAAAGGAGAAGCCAGACGAGUAUGUCUCCUCAUCUUCCCGCUCACAGAGCUUUGCUUCUUCUUCUUCGGCUCAAGGGUCUUUGCCCAGCCACGUUCCUUUGACCUCCGAGAACUUGAAAUCGCCUCCGGUACAGAUGCCAACUCAUAUCAACCCUACCAAAUUGGUCAUCAAGCACAGCGGAGGGUCUCCAUCCGUAACGUGGGCCAAAGCGUCUCCCUCAUUGGAUGGCGACGACGAUGCCCUGCCCUCCAGGAGCAGGCCGCCCAUUAAAACCUACGAAGCCCGGAGCCGGAUUGGGCUGAAGCUAAAGAUCAAACAAGAAGCCGGACUUAGCAAAGUGGUCCACAACACUGCACUGGAUCCCGUUCACCAGACACCGCCCCCCGUGUGCACGGUGAUCAAAACGGCUGACCAGCACUCGUCCACGUCAUCCGUUAGCACCACUACAGCUACGACGGCGACCGCCACGGCCUCAAUGGCGGGACAAAUGAACGGGACCAUUGACCAUAUCGGUGCAGCUCCAGUGGAGAAAAAACCCAUGGCGACCUACUGCAGGCUUCCUCUGCGUAAAACGUACCGGGAGAACGUGGAUGCUUUUGUCGCCGAGAAAGCUCCCGACGCCUCUCUCAAAGGAAGCGUUUCAAAAUCCGAUACGGUGCCAAGUACUCUUAUCAUCAAGCAGGAUGGGGGGUCCCGAAGUGUUAUCACAUCCCACAAAUCUCAGGAGAGUCCUUCCGGCGCGGUGGCUGAGAAGAGCAGGUCGGAGGAAAACACCAAACAUACUUUUUUCAACCGGAGCGAUGCCCGUUCUUUGGUGAUGCAAGGAAGCCCUGCCCCUCCUAAGACCGACGAUUCGACCAGUGGCCUUAUGAAGGAACUAGCAGAGGUGGAAGAUGAGUUUUACCAACGCAUGAUAAAGACUGAGCCACUCGACCACGGGUCGGCCUCCGAACUCGCGUGGGAGGUGCCUUUGCCCCCAGCCAAACGAAGAAAGUCUGAAUCUUUUGAUGUGGACAAUGCCAGCUUCUCCAGCGACAGCCCCCCCGAUGACUCGCUAAACGAGCAUCUACAGAGCGCCAUUGACAGCAUCCUGAAUUUGCAGCAACCUCAGGCCGGGAGCCAGAAUACUCGAACGCCCUCCUCUUCCUACAAUUCGUCCUCUUCCCCUUUCUCCUCACCCGUCCACCGCACGGACACGUACCUUGCCCCCAAUCACAACGGUGGCCUUGGAACCAGGACGUUAAACAGAUAACAGAAACUGAAAAGCGAGUCAAGACUGUAGAAAAAGGAGAGCCAAGGACUGAAGCUGCAGCAGCUUCUGCUGGCUGGGAACGGUUGGAAGCCAAGGUGCCACUUCCCAGAGACCUGCUAGAAUAGGGCUGAUACCAGAAGGGAAGAGUGGGGGUCCUGGGGUGGGGAGGGCAACAAGAAUGUCCUAUAGAGGCUUCAUCCAUCCAAGUGUUGAUUUGAUGGGUUUCAGUUGUUGUAAAGUACGAGCUUCGGCUGGAUUUACAAUAUACUCACCUCAUCACAUGCACCAUGAAAAACAAAGAAAAAGAAAAGGUUCAGCAAAUGCCAAGCAGGCAGGUGGGAGGGGGUUGGAUCGGGGCCCAUAGGUAGUGUUGGCUGUGUAAUAUUUAGAUUCUGUAACAAAUUGCUAAUUUGAAUCUCUGAUGAUAAUUGGGUUUGUUUUUCCUCCUCUCCCCAAACUCCACUACUAUAUUUAGGACAUGUUAACAAAUCUUAAAUCAGAAGCCAGCAGGGAGGCCAAAGGAACGGGGCAGGGGGUAAAGUGACAAUUUCCAGAAGGAGUUGGCACAUGGGGCAAUUAUGUAAUUGAUUUUGUCAGGUUUCUUAAGUUAUUUUAAGUAUAAACUGUCUGCUUUUUUUUUAUAUAUAUAUAUAAAAUAGAUUCUGAACAAGAUGCAAAAAAAUAUAUAUAUAAACACUAAUGCUUACAAACCAAUAAGCAUGGAUGAAUUUACAAAUAAAUCACUUUGAAAGAGGAAACCAGUCCAAUUCUGGACAGGGAUGAUGGGCGUCGUUACCAUAACCGUGGUGGGUGGAAGAAGGAAGGGUCCCGUCAAGAGGAUGUGUAUUUCUCUCUCCUCUUUUCCCCUCCCAUCCUGAAAGAAAGAAAUCAAGUUGGGAUUUUGAUCACAUGAUGGUCCAAGCUAAUCAUUUGCAUGCGGGGCUCAGGUAAAUGUUUGCUUGGAAACUGGACAGUUGCAGAAAGACAAGCUGGCUCCCUUUUCUAUAUACUGAUGAUAUUUUGCUCUGUGCCACAGUUGCCUGUGUUUGCCUAUAUUUGCCUCUCAUGGUUCAGUCCUCCGUGUGGUUGCUUCUAUUUUGAAAACAUGAUUUGGCCAUGCCUUGGUUGGAAGGUCUCAGCAGCCCCCAGUAGUCAUGUAGAGCAGGGGUCUCCAACCUUGGCAACUUGAAGACUUGUGGACUUUAACUCCCAGAAUAAGUCCACAAGUCUUCAAGUUGCCAAGGUUGGAGACCCCUGACGUAGAGAAGAAAACAGUGAUAUUAUUUUAGUACUCCUAUCCAAACUAAGUAAAUUUUAGUUCCCCUUAAUUUCGGUUGAUCUUAUCUCAAGUUUUCCCACGGAGUCCAUGUUACUCCGGGUCUCAUUCCACAGCUUCUCUGGAAUUCAUGUUCCCAUUUGUCUCUGCCGUUCUCAUUCACCGAUGGGAAUAAAGAUACCCAUCCUUUCAGAUUUACUUAGUUCUCUCGCUAAACUGUUGCACAUGCUCAUAAGUCAUUGACCAGCACUUCAUUCCUGGUUUCCACAUGUCACGUUUGAUCCACCACUUGUUUUUCCUCACAACCUAGACUUUUAAACAUAGGAAUUGUAGGACUAUUAGACUUGUCCAACAACAAGAAAUACCUCCCUCCCUCCCAAAUUAGAGGCUUCCCGGUAAAUUUUAAAGCGCUCUGUGAAAUCGAAACAAGGUGCGCCAAGUGGUUUCCAAGAUCAUGAACAAUCUUAGUCUUGAUUUAUGGAUAAGCAUAAAAGGAAACGUCCUUCCCACAUUAUAGCUUAUCAUAGGAAUCAUUUGUGUGAAUGUUGAAAUAGGAUGCAGCCUUCAUUAUCAUUAGCCCGGUAAAACAAAAACUCAACCAGUAUGAGGGACUAACGUGGAGCAGGCAUACAAAACAGAUCUGUCUGCUCCAUAGUCCCAGUUCUUCUUAGAAAUAAUGAAAGAGGCAGCCUUUCACAAAAGUAUUCACCGCUAUGCUGAUUUAAAAAAAAAAAGUCUUAAUUCCUUUUGCACCUUGGAGUUCUUUCUAAUGGCAUUAUCUAUAGCAGGGGUGGGGGACCACGGCCCCUUUAUGACUUGUGGACUUCAACUCCCAGAAUUCCUGAGCCAGCAUGCUCAGGAAUUCUGGGAGUUGAAGUCCACAAGUCAUAAAGGGGCCCUGGGUUCCCCCGCCCUGAUCUAUAUAGUCUUGUGCUUUUAGCCUCUGUUAGUUGUAAGCGUCACGGAUGAGGGUGUUCACUCAUGUCUUCCCUCUUCUAGUUUCCGGGGCCUAAUAAGAUAGUGCUCAAAGUGCUUUCGCAACUCCUUAUUUUCUUCCUCCUUGUACGUCUUACUCAUGUUGUCUAUUGCUACUUCCUCUGUAAGGGGGGGUGAUUUUCAUCCUGUAAGUAUACUCAUUGGCAAUACAGCCCACUGUUUUAGA